AUGCUUGGAUGGCUAAGCAAGACCUUUAAGAAACUGUCCAACAAUGAGAAUGGUCUUUCCUUCCCCAAAGCUGUUGCAUCGGGAAAGAGUGAUACUACCAUCGAGCUCUCCUCACUCGGAAAGAAGUUUAAAGUCAAUAGAGAAUCGGUUCGGAAGGAGAGUCCUGAAUUUGCCAAUCGUUGGUUCCAAGGUAAUAAUACUGACAAAUUUACGAUUGAGAUCGGGAAAGAGAAGGAAUUUAUGGAAUGUAUUCUAAAUUAUUUGAGUAAUGAUCAUUUUGAAUGCUCGAUAGAGAGUUUAAUGGGCGUAUUAGUUCUUGUGCUUGAAUAUGAUUUCAAGGAAUGUAAAGAAAAAAUUGCAUCACAUUUACAACGAAACAUGAAACCACUCGAUUCUCUCGGUUACUUUACGGUCAUGUACAAUCAUUAUGUGUCACGUGAUAAGGCACCUCUUGAUGUGCACGAACAACAGAUCAUGACAAGAGCAGUUUUUACAAUAUUAAGGUACUUUUUCGAGCUCGAAAAGAAUGAACAAUCACGGAAAAUAUUAAUUGAGCAAUUCAACUCUGGUCACAUGCUCUACAUUUUCAAGCAUAAUACUGUCAGUGGAAUUGUGGUUCCAUCUUUGCAAUUUUUACGAUUUCUCUCUGAGUGGACACUGUAUGACUUGCAAAAUCGAGGAGAUGGAUUAACUGAACUUGUUGAAGUCGAAAAGAAUAUGAAAUAUGGAGUAGUGAAAUGUUCUCACAUCGAUACAUUCAAGGAAUAUGGUAUCAAAGAAAGCGAAACUUCUUCAGAGUUUAUUCAUGCAGAGGAUGAUUUUAAAGUGGAGCCAAAUAGUGACCAUUCUAUCAUUUCAAUUCAUGGAACUGCCUCUCAAUAUGCGUAUAUCAAGAUUUAUAACAACACUGAGAUGAAUUUUGGAGUCUACACAUGGCGAAUUAAGGUAAACAAGUUUGUUUUUUGGUUAGGGAUUGGUGUCGCCCUAAAAGAAAAAGUUGAAAACAAAGUAUUUGAUGACUUUGUUUCGCCAUACAAGAGCCAUGGCUGCUACAUGUGCUCUGCCAACUCAUACCGAUGGUUGCCCACUGAAUAUUUCUCAUCUUCAUUCCCAUUUGAAACUGGUGACGAGAUUGAACUGACAAUGGACUGUGAAAACCGCAAACUUACUUUCCGUAAUCUCUCCAAGUCGGCAAACAACACUCAAACCAUUUACAAGAUCCAAACACCAGUCUACCCAUCCAUUGUGAUGGGAGGACAAGAAGAAAUUGAAUUUAAAUGGCGUUCAGAACCAAGUGUCAAGAUCAAUUAA
Molecule: messenger RNA, 1311 nt
Organism: Naegleria fowleri
Lineage: Eukaryota; Heterolobosea; Eutetramitea; Acrasida; Naegleriidae
Exons: 1
Coding region: 1-1311 (436 amino acids)
Source: RefSeq, a predicted model, not a curated record